This is a messenger RNA of Lytechinus pictus (painted urchin), 5654 nucleotides long. Its product is annotated as DNA-directed RNA polymerase III subunit RPC2-like. The record is from RefSeq and is a predicted model, not a curated record. The transcript is spliced from 28 exons. Gene Ontology annotation, cellular component: RNA polymerase III complex. Gene Ontology annotation, biological process: DNA-templated transcription. Gene Ontology annotation, molecular function: DNA binding; ribonucleoside binding. Bases 99 to 3335 code for a protein of 1078 amino acids. NCBI's taxonomy places the organism in Eukaryota, Metazoa, Echinodermata, Echinoidea, Temnopleuroida, Toxopneustidae.
AAUGGAAGCUUCUUCCGGCCUUCCUGAAGGUGAGAGGGUUGGUCCGCCAGCAUAUUGACUCGUUCAACUACUUCAUUAAUGUGGAGAUCAAGAAGAUAAUGAAAGCAAAUGAGAAGAUUACCAGUGAUGCUGACCAAACUUUCUACAUGAAGUACUUAAACAUUUACGUUGGUAGCCCGGACGUCGAGGAGAGUUUCAACAUCACCAAGCCAACCUCUCCGCAUGAGUGUCGUCUACGUGACAUGACUUACUCCGCCCCCAUCACUGUCGACAUAGAGUACACACGAGGGCAGCAGAGGGUUAUCAGAAAUAACUUGCCGAUCGGAAGGAUGCCGAUCAUGCUGAGGAGCUCCAAUUGCGUGCUGACCGGCAAAUCUCAGGCCGAGCUGGCCAAACUGAACGAGUGCCCUCUUGACCCUGGGGGCUACUUCAUCGUCCGAGGGACAGAAAAGGUCAUCCUGAUCCAAGAACAGCUCUCAAAGAACAGGAUGAUAGUGGAAGUGGAUCGGAAAGGCAUUGUGUCCUGCAAUGUAACCAGUUCUACGCACGAGAGGAAAAGUCGCACUGUGGUGAUCGUGAAGAAAGGCAGGCAUUACCUGAAACACAAUACUUUCACAGAGGACAUUCCUAUUGUGGUGGUCUUCAAAGCGUUGGGGAUGGAGAGUGACCAGGAGAUUGUCCAGACUAUCGGGACAGAAGAAUCUACGAUGGUCAGUUUUGCCGCUAACCUGGAAGAAUGCCAUAGGUUGCAAGUCUACACACAACUACAGGCUCUGAAGUAUAUGGGAAGUAAAGUUCGUCAGAGAAGGAUGUGGGGAGGAGGAUCCAAGAAGACCAAAGUAGACGAAGCGAGAGAGUUAUUAGCUACUACAAUCCUUUCACAUAUACCUGUUGUCCAAUUCAAUUUCCGAGCAAAGAGCAUCUACCUUGCUUUGAUGGUGAGGAGAGUGAUAGAAGCACAGGGUGAUGCGGUCAAAGUAGAUGACAGGGAUUACUAUGGCAACAAGAGGUUAGAGUUGGCGGGUCAGCUCAUAGCACUUCUCUUUGAGGAUCUCUUCAAGAAAUUCAACUCAGAACUCAAGAAGUACGCCGAUCAGAACAUUCCACGUCCCCGGGCGGCUCAGUUUGAUAUCGUCAAGUAUAUGAGGCAGGACCAGAUAACCAAUGGACUCGUCACAGCUAUUUCCACAGGUAAUUGGUCAGUGAAGCGUUUUAAGAUGGAGAGGGCCGGAGUGACCCAGGUCUUAUCAAGACUCUCAUACAUCUCUUGCCUUGGUAUGAUGACCAGAAUAUCCAGUCAGUUUGAGAAGACGAGGAAAGUGAGUGGUCCUCGUUCCCUUCAACCGUCCCAGUGGGGUAUGCUGUGCCCAUCUGAUACCCCUGAAGGAGAGGGAUGUGGAUUGAUCAAGAACCUCGCUCUUAUGACUCACAUCACAACGGACAUGGAGGAGGCCCCCAUUGUCAGACUAGCGUUCAACUUAGGGGUGGAGCCUGUCCAGCUGAUGUCAGGGGAGGAGCUUAGCAUGAAAGAUGUCUAUGUUGUAUUUCUCAAUGGUAACAUCCUGGGUGUGAUCCGGGAGCAUGAACGGUUGUUGCGGACGUUCCGUCUGGUGAGGAGGGCUGGGUAUAUCAGUGAGUUCGUUUCUAUCUGUCCUAACCACGCCCAGAGGUGUGUCUACAUAGCAUCGGAUGGAGGCAGGGUGUGCAGGCCGUACAUUAUUGUUGAGAAGUGCAUCCCGAGGGUGACGGACAAGCACAUGGUAGAGCUCUCGCAAGGCUUCCGAAGCUUUGAAGAUUUCCUCAGAGAGGGGCUCGUAGAGUAUCUUGACGUCAACGAGGAGAACGACAGUCUGGUGGCGCUCUACGAGUCACACAUAACAAAAGAGACAACUCACCUUGAGAUAGAACCAUUCACCAUUCUCGGUGUGUGUGCUGGACUGAUCCCCUACCCCCAUCACAACCAGUCACCCAGGAACACCUACCAAUGUGCAAUGGGCAAGCAAGCUAUGGGUACCAUAGCUUAUAACCAGCGGAAUCGCAUUGACACUCUGAUGUACCUCCUUGCCUAUCCAAUGGCUCCACUCGUCAAAUCUAAGACGAUAGAUUUGAUAGGGUUUGACAAGAUUCCUGCGGGUCAGAAUGCCGUGGUGGCCGUCAUGAGUUACAGCGGGUACGACAUUGAGGAUGCCCUCAUCCUCAACAAGGCUUCGGUUGACAGAGGUUUCGGUAGGUGUUUGGUGUACCGCAAUACAAAGUGUACAUUGAAACGUUACGCCAACCAAUCCUUUGAUCGCUUGAUGGGACCGAAGCUCGAUCCGUUGUCACGGCAACCCAUCUGGAGGCACCGCAUCCUGGAUGCAGAUGGAGUAUGUGCUCCUGGAGAGAGGGUCACAAACAAACAGGUGUUGCUGAAUAAGUCUAUGCCAGUAGUCAACAUGAAUCCUCUGCAAGCAAGCCCAACCAACCAACCCCAGCAGCACGACUACAGAGAAGUCCCAAUAACGUACAAAGGCGCUGCUGAUUCCUACAUUGAGAAGGUCCUGGUGACCUCAAAUCCGGAAGAAGCAUUCCUUUUCAAGGUUCUCCUGAGACAGACGAGGAGACCAGAGAUUGGAGAUAAAUUCAGCAGUAGACAUGGACAGAAAGGAGUGUGUGGCCUUAUUGUUCAACAGGAAGACAUGCCGUUUGAUGAGAGAGGGAUCUGCCCGGAUAUUAUCAUGAACCCCCAUGGCUUCCCCUCCCGUAUGACAGUGGGCAAGCUCAUAGAGUUCCUUGCAGGCAAGGCUGGUGUACUAGAAGGAAAGUUCCAUUAUGGUACAGCGUUCGGAGGAGACAAAGUCGUAGACAUUUGUGAAGACCUUAGGAAACAUGGCUUUAACUAUCUUGGAAAGGACUUCCUUACAUCCGGUAUUACAGGGGAGCCCCUGACAGCUUACAUCUACUUUGGCCCUGUCUACUAUCAGAAGCUGAAGCAUAUGGUCCUGGACAAGAUGCAUGCCAGGGCUAAAGGACCAAGGGCCGUCUUGACUCGCCAGCCUACAGAAGGAAGAGCGAGAGAUGGAGGCUUGCGAUUGGGCGAGAUGGAGCGUGACUGUUUGAUUGGUUACGGGGCGAGUAUGCUGCUUCUUGAGCGUCUGAUGAUCUCUAGUGACCAGUUCCAGGUGGACGUCUGCGGGGAAUGUGGUCUGAUUGGUCAUUCUGGAUGGUGUCCAUACUGCCGUUGCUCCCAAAACAUAUCGUCUUUGAGGAUACCCUACGCCUGCAAGCUCCUCUUCCAGGAACUCCAAUCAAUGAACAUUGUUCCAAGGUUAAAGCUCAAGAAAUACACCGAAUGAUAGCGAUUCUGAGAAUUAGUGUGUCCACUGAUGAUCACAAAGAAUCAGUCAGCAUAGAGGAUCGAGUAAAAGAGAAGAUGCAGCGAGGUGCUUGAACUUUUCCUUGCGGAGCUCCAUCGGUGCCUUGUCCAAGGUCAAAGAUCACCGGAUGAGAGCAUACAUGUGCACACCUGGGCCCCGUAUGUCAAAGAGAUACGAUUGAUCCGACCAAUCUCAACUGUAUGGAAAUCCAUCCAUACCAUAAUUUUUUCCUACAUGAAAUCUGCACAAUCUCUUUAGUGAACAAAGGGAAUCACCCCUGAAUCUUCAAGAGAACAAUUAAUCUAUGAAUAUACAUCAUAUUUGACAAAUAUUUCAAACAAGCAAUGUAUUUUUAUAUAUGUUGACAUUGUCGGUCAUCAAUAUUUUUUUGGUUGAUCGGAUCAAUCGCAUCUCUUUGUAAGACGGGGCCCUGAUAUCAAGAUGCUUGUAUGUGGAACUUGAUAUCUGAAGGGUGCCAAGGAAUUCAGGGUCAAUACAAGAAGAUCUAGGAACACAUGAAGGACGACAGAAGGCUUGGACGGUUCUUGCAGAAUUCCGUCUAUGAACCUUGAUCCAAGGUUGAAGAAAUACAGUGAAUGUUGUCCAGUGGUUAUAUACCUACCCGUGUAGCUGAUAAGAAGGAAUGCACUGAAAGAUACAUGUAUCAAAAGAGAUACAGUAUGCGUAAGAGAUACCACUGAUAAGACACAAUCUUAAAACUUUUUAAAAGUUUCCUUUGUGGACAAAAACAUUGACUCUAUAUUAAUUUUCCUAUAUUAUAUAUUUUUUUUUCUGUGGCAGGUCUGACUUUAACCUAUCUUCUAUAUGAAAUGAAAGGAAGCUCCUGUCUUUGAGGUGAUAGAGUACAAAUGUCCGGCAUCAUCAGUUUUGUUUUUGCACAUUUCACUAUUUCAGGAUCAUGUUCAUAUUAAGCAUGAGGAAAAAUAUCCACACACCACAAUAAAGAUGAACAAAAAAUUUGUUAAAGAAUAAAAUAAUAGUUGUGAGUUGUCAAAUUCUGUCGAUAUUUAUAGCCUUUGACUAGGCCUCAUGACUUGGCUAUAUUCUGUGCCUGGUAGUGGCUGAAACGAGACUAGUGGUUGAAGAAGAGAUACAUGUAUAUGGCAAAACCGGGAAGGUGACUGUGCGAUUGAGCAACUUCAGUUGAGGGAGGCCUUUGGGGACCUUACUUUUACUGCAUAUUACGGAUUAUACAUGGCAUGCCGAUGCGCCAAUCUGCACUUUUGAUGUCUGAUGACGUCUUGCUUGGGACUGGUACGUUGGCUUCUCUGGAACAAUUGAUGCGAAAGUUGAUACGAAAGACUUGCACUAAUCAAUGAAAGGUGGUCUUUUUGAAUGCCCCAUUUAAAGCCAACAGUCGAGCUGAUGAUUUGCUUGCUGUUUAUGUAACCUUCAGAAAAAUAAAAUGGGUCAAUUUAGCAUUAUUUUGUUGAUUCUGAAGCCUUACAGCUAUCAGUGGGGUCACAUUUCAUUAAGACUUGGUCUUGGUAUAAAAUCAAAUGCACCAUUUCUAAAACAAGUUUACUAUCAGCCAAUCACACUGAAGGAUUUCAGUAGCUUUUAACUGUUAUUGCAACUUUAUUUUAUUAUGAGUUUUAUGAAACAGGCUCCAGGGUACCGUUUCAUAAAGACUUGUUAUACAUGUAAUAAGAAAUGCACAAAAUCUGUAACAAGUCUUCUAUCAACCAAUCAGACUGAAGGACUUCAGUGGCUCUAAACUUUAAUUACAUUGUUAUUACAUGUAUAACACAUUUUAUGAAACUGACCCCUACUCCUAGAUCCUGUUUUAUAAAAACUUGUCAUAUUACAAAUGCACAAUUUCCAAUAAGCUUAGCAAAUUUUAUCUCAGCCAAUCAGAUUGCAGGAUUUCAGAAGCUUUUAACUGAAAUGGAAAAUUUGUUAGUAUGACAAGGUUUAUGAAAUGGGCCCUAGUUCUAAGAUGCAUUGUAAGCGAACUUACAACUGGGGCACAUCUUAUAAACCUUGUAAUAACAAAUUUUCAAUAAUAGAUAAAAAGCUACUGAAAUCCCUCAAUCUGAUUGGCUGAGAUGAAAUUUGUUAACUUUAUUGGAAAUUAUGCUUUUCGUUGAAAUGUGAAAUUUUAGAACGAUUGUAUAUCGUUUGAAUUCACCUCUUUUGUCCCUUCUUUUACAUGCACUGGCAAGGCAGGACAGUUAUCAAGGAAUACACCAAAUCUGCAUCAUUUGUUUUAUUACUUGUCAAGAUUAAAGACAAUUAUAUUGUUUUGAUUUACAAUAAAACAUAUAUUUAUAUGAA